CACCACCUCUAAAUUUCUUUGUGUUCCCCGCACCACGUCACUUUAUCGGACUUAAACAAUGGCUACCGCAGCGAACUCGUACUAUUUCCGCCGCCGCACAAUGGGCCGAGCAGCGUCCCCACCCACAUGGGCCUGCUACGAGCAGAUCAGGUACGACGACGAAGAUUAUAGUGAUAGUUGUUCGGAUUCCUGUUCCGAGGAUGAGGAAGAUUACUCCGGAUCUGCUGCUGCUGCUGACUCGGGUGUGAGGCAGAGUCGUGGGGAUAUGAGUGACGAUGCGGAGGAUGUCGUGGUGCAUCCGACGACGACGCAGGACAACAGCAGUGAUAUUGACAUGGAUAUGGGCGAUGGUGAUGAAGCUAAGAAGCAUCAGAAAGACCAGAUACAGCAGAAGGAUGUGAAGGGCAAGCAGCGCGCUAUAGAGCCUGAGCCGGAGAGUCCUAGACGCCAGAGGAAGAAGAAACAGCAAGUGUACACUCUCCGGCCUAUCUUGACUAUCCAGAGGAGUCAAGGAUUCGUAUGGAAUCAGGACCUCUUCGUACCGCCGUAUAUUAAAGAUCGAUAUGUCGCAUCCACCUCUCCACCGAACUCUCGCGGGUUCAUCUCUACCUCUGCGUCAUCUACCAACUCGGCUUUGACCGACUACGAGGUCGAAGUCGUUGAGAUUCGAGUGCAGGAGGGCGAUCUCGAUGAUAUUAUUCCUUAGAUCUGAACUUGCCGCAAAUUCACUCCAUCCCCAUUUUCCCUUGUCCAUUGGAAAUCCUACAUUUAUAACUUCACCCCCCCUCCGAUCUCUUGGUUCGCGUAAUUCCCUUCCGUAUUACUCUUACAUGCAUAUACAUAUAAAGGUCGCCAUUCCCAUAAAUCAUUGUACUUACUUUCAAAUGUAUUUAUCAACUCCCCACUCUAUACGUCGUCUUGAG
Laccaria bicolor S238N-H82 is the source of this 923-nucleotide messenger RNA. RefSeq lists its product as uncharacterized. The transcript has 3 exons. The coding region runs from base 59 to 706 and encodes 215 amino acids. The record is from RefSeq and is a predicted model, not a curated record. Lineage: Eukaryota; Fungi; Basidiomycota; Agaricomycetes; Agaricales; Hydnangiaceae.